CCUCGCUCCCUCUCUCGCCAGGUUGCUUCUCUGGGACUGUGACGACCGCAGCUACAGUUUCUACAUCGAAGUCUCCAACAAUCAGCAGCAGUGGGCGAUGGUUGCCGAUCACACUAAAGUAACUUGCAAGUCCUGGCAGACGAUUUACAUCAAGCAGCAGCCGGUGGUCUUCAUCAGGAUUGUGGGCACGUACAACACAGCCAACGAGGUCUUUCACUGCGUACACUUUGAGUGCCCGGCACAGAACCACAUCCGUCCACAGAGCGAGGAUUCACCGGGAGACAGGACGGAGCCCAGCCAGGCCUCGGCAGCAGCUCGGACAGACAGCAGCCGCUGAGCCGCCACGCUGCCUGGUGGUCCCAUCACCGUCACCGGACCCUUCCAGGGGAGGCCCGGCCCUCCCUCCGUCAGCCCAACCCAGCGCCGAGGAAGUGGGGCCAUGCCGAUCUACACCACUGUGUGCCGUCCGACUGUGCUAACCACAGCCGGGGAGAGAGGGCCUCAUCUGUGCUACAACACUCUGCUGAUCAGCGGCUGGCUCUGUAAGCCCACCUCCGGCAUGGGGCGGGCAACACGACCCAGGGGAGGCCAGACACUGAGGCGGCCUGGUGUCACUGGCAGCCACUCGAGUGCCAGCCUCUUCCAGCACAUCAUCCCACUGUUCCCCUCCUCCUCUUCCUCCUCCUCCUCCUCCUCCUCCUGCCACCACUCAGUCACUCACUCAUUCCCACCGGCCAGGGACGUAGGUGAAGGCACUCCGUUUGUCCGAUUGAAGCCCGGGUGAAUAUCAAUCAUCUCCUGUUCCUUCCUCUAACCUGCUAAUGUUCAUCCUUCACAUAGUGUGAGCGUGGAUCGGCCCCAGGGCUGCUUUGCAUGAGAAGUAACUUGGCAUGUACUGAACUGAGCUGUAAACUAUUUAUGUUCUGUAACAAACCAUGAAAGUCUUUCCAUUUAA
Messenger RNA from Amblyraja radiata (thorny skate), 955 nucleotides. Its product is annotated as BTB/POZ domain-containing protein 9-like. Gene Ontology annotation, biological process: modulation of chemical synaptic transmission; circadian behavior; adult locomotory behavior. The transcript has 3 exons. Lineage: Eukaryota; Metazoa; Chordata; Chondrichthyes; Rajiformes; Rajidae. Gene Ontology annotation, cellular component: cytoplasm. The record is from RefSeq and is a predicted model, not a curated record. Bases 98 to 337 code for a protein of 79 amino acids.